GAGUGAGCUUUUAGAAUACAGGCGUUAGACUAUCGAGAAUUUGGACCACUAGAAUUGACGACAAGCUGACGACAGCUGUGUGCAUGCAUGGAGUGAAAUUCCACAGAAUUAAACUAUUUUUUCUGUAUGAAACAGCAAAUCGAAUUCGUUACAUACAACAAUGGAUAAAUGAUUUUUACACGUUAGCCGCAGGCACUCUCAUAUAUAUUCAUUACUCAGGCUGAAAUGUGCGAACCUCUUUUCUGGCUUCCAGAUCCUUCAUUUGCGCAAGACCAUCACAUAUUACUUACAAAGCUCUGCAAAUAUGAUCACAUUAACCUCGUGUUUAUCUUUUGUGCACAGUAGGGAGUAUAAAAGCAUAGCUUAUUUAACAUUCUUACUUCUCUACUUAGUUCAUAAAUUUCAACUCCUCCACAUGACAGAAUGGAAUUCUUCACGAACUCCACAAUCCUUCUUCCCAAUACUAUGUUAAACACGACGUUAUCCAAUGGAUCUACUCGUUCAGGAUAUGAUGGCUACGAUGGGGAGAACAUUAUAUCUGCCGUAUUCUCGUCAAUACUUGCUUCAGUCGUUUUGGUCGGCAAUGGAAUGGUGAUGCUCGCUUUCAAAGUAAACUACAAACUGAGAACUGUCACAAAUAUGUGUUUUGUGAGCUUAGCUUUGUGUGACUUUCUUGUUGGUCUUAUAUCCAUUCCUUUAUGGGUCUAUUACACCUUCAACUCAGUCAGUAACAUGCACCUAUACCUGUUCUACAUAUCCUUCGAUAUUUUCAACGGCACUGCGUCAAUAUUUCAGUUGACGGCAAUCAGUUUAGAGCGAUGUUUCUCGAUCGUUGCCCCGGUUCGUCACCGUUCGAUGCCAGUGUUUUUUUACUACGCCAUGGUGUUCGCGGUUUGGUUUCUUGCAAUUGUGAGCACGUUGUUGAGACUUCUACCUCAAAAGAAUGUCACUGAUGGAGAUUGGUACAACAUUUAUACAAUUCUCGUGUGUUUUCUUCUUCCUGUGCUGAUAAUGACGACAUCAUAUUCCCUGUUAUUCCGCACUGCAGUGAAGCGAUCUCGUCUGAGCAUGCGUUCAAGCAAAAACCAACAAGUUAGUUGGUCAAGUCAACGUAAAACCAUCAUAACCUUGUUAAUAGUAACAGGGUUGUUUGUAAUAGCUUGGUCACCAUUCUUCGUUUAUCUUGCCCUGGCUCGCUAUCUUCCACAAGCACUGCCUAAAACUAUUGAAGGACGGAUCCAUCUUUGGCGGUUUGUAAAAUGGAUGCAUUACAGCAACAGUUGUCUCAAUCCGUUUGUUUACUCGUUCCGAAACAGAGAAUUCAACUAUUCUUUCAAGAUGAUAUUCCAAGCUUGCAUCAAGUGCAAGAAGUUUGAAGAGGUCAACAGACAGUUAAAGAGACCAACAAGAUUUGGUAUACGGCGUCACACUCGCGAUGGAAACUCUUUUUCACAGACCUUGUGCGGUGGACACAAUCAAACUAUGCGAAGCUCGUUGAAAGAUGCUAACGACGAAAACACGAAUUCACGAUUUACAGAAAGCAUCAAGUUGAAUACAAUCAAUCCAAACGAAAUCAAAGUUAGUGUUAUAGACGUGAAUGGUAACGAUUGAUUAAUUGACCAAAAACCUUAACUAUCAUUAGUCCAAACUAAAGUUGAGGGCAAUUCAUGAAACGCUAUCAUAACGAUAAUCGAUAGUUACCAGAUAACGUGAAUAUAGAAUCAUUGCAUAGAAGUUUAUCCCAAAUGAUACAAUGAUUUUUGAAUGCAUUGAAUAAAUACACUAACUGGAAACACUAGAUGUGGAUUGUAUUGU
Dendronephthya gigantea is the source of this 1815-nucleotide messenger RNA. RefSeq names its product muscarinic acetylcholine receptor M3-like. Lineage: Eukaryota; Metazoa; Cnidaria; Anthozoa; Malacalcyonacea; Nephtheidae. The transcript has 2 exons. Gene Ontology annotation, cellular component: membrane; dendrite. Gene Ontology annotation, biological process: G protein-coupled receptor signaling pathway, coupled to cyclic nucleotide second messenger; chemical synaptic transmission. Gene Ontology annotation, molecular function: G protein-coupled serotonin receptor activity; neurotransmitter receptor activity. Bases 424 to 1611 code for a protein of 395 amino acids. The record is from RefSeq and is a predicted model, not a curated record.